AGAAAUGUGCAAUGUGCAUUGUAUCCGUACAGAGGACGGACUAACUACAUACAUGGGACCGGUCAUAAUGACAUCUCGUUUAUGCAGUUUGUUGUUUACACUGAGAGAUAAAGAAAUGUCUCUCCAUGGAAUGGCAUGCUGCCUGUCCCCCUGUGCUUGUCUCCGUACUAUGCAGUGUUCACCUGGCAACCCCUAUCGGAUUAUGGUUAACGUGGUGCUGUCUAGUUUGUUUCAUAUUUGAUGGGGGUUCAGGGAGGCAAGAAAAGUUUAAACCGGAGAAAAUAUAUGAUAUCAGAUGCAGAAAAGGAGAGACUUUGUUUGUACUUUGUUGUGUGUGUGUGUGUGUGUGUGUGUGUGUGUGUCUUUCUUGCUGCCUACUGUAAUUUGUGUUUGAAUGCUACUACUACUAGUCCACCAAACUAUGCUAGUGGUCUCAGAAGCC
Molecule: messenger RNA, 442 nt
Organism: Aspergillus glaucus CBS 516.65
Lineage: Eukaryota; Fungi; Ascomycota; Eurotiomycetes; Eurotiales; Aspergillaceae
Exons: 1
Coding region: 126-383 (85 amino acids)
Source: RefSeq, a predicted model, not a curated record